AAAAAAAAAAAAAAAAAAAGUGGAGAACUUUACCCAUUUUCAAAGGCGAGUGAGGCCAUAUAACGGAUCCCUGUAAUUUCAAAUUCAAAGCGGUAAAAUUAUGAAAGCUAGGCAGAGUCUCCGUGGCGCCAUAGACCUAUUGUUCUCGCGCGGCAGCGCCACCGCCGAGACCUACACGCGGCUCGUGCUCAAAUGCGUUCGAGCCAACGAUGUCGCCGCAGCGAAGAGGUUGCAAUCUCACAUGGACCUUCACUCGUUUCAGCCCACCAAGACUUUCGUCCAUAACAGGAUCCUCCAGCUCUAUGCAAAAUACGGAAAUCUUGCUGACGCCCGCAACCUGUUCGACAAAAUGCCCAAGAGAGACAUUUACUCGUGGAAUUCCAUGCUUUCUGCUUAUGCGAAAUCCGGGUCCCUUGAGGAAUUGGGGACAAUGUUUGAUCAGAUGCCUUCGCGGGAUUUGGUCUCGUACAAUACGGUGAUUGCUGGUGCUGUGGCUAAUGGGUGUUUGAGCAAGGCGUUGGAGGCUUUUGUGAAAAUGCAAGAAGAAGGACUCGAGCCUUCGGAGCAUACUUUUGUGAGCAUGUUGCAAGCUUGUACCAGAUUGCUGAAUUUUAGGAUUGGGAAGCAAAUUCAUGGGAGAGUGGUUGUUCGUAAUUUGGAAGGCAAUGAGUUUCUUUUGAAUGCGUUGAUCGAUAUGUACGCCAAGUGCAGUGGCAUUGAUCAGGCUCGGUGGUUGUUUGAUUGGUUGGUUGAUAAGGAUGUGGUGUCCUGGAAUUUGAUGAUUUUCAGGUAUUUGAAAAACGGGCAGCCUGAAAAAUGCAUUGAUUUGUUUCGUGCAAUGCAAGCAUCAGGUUUGAAGCCUGACCAGGUUGCGGUGUCCAAUGUUAUCAGUGCUUACUUUCAAACCGGAAAUAUAGUAGAAGCAAAGAAGGAAUUUGAUGGGAUCAAGGAGAAGGAUAAGAUUUGUUGGACAACAAUGAUAGUAGGAUAUGCGCAGGUUGGCAGAGAAGAGGAUGCUUUGAUAUUGUUCGGUAAGAUGCUAUUGGAAAAUGUCAGGCCUGAUAGUUUUACCAUCUCAAGUAUAGUUAGUACCUGUGCAAAGUUAUCGUAUUUGUAUCAUGGACAGGUUGUUCAUGGAAAGGCAGUGCAUAUGGGAGUCGUUAAUAAUUUGCUUGUGUCUAGUGCUCUGGUUGAUAUGUAUUGCAAAUGUGGAGUUACUGAAGAUGCUUGUGUGGUUUUUGAAUUGAUGCCGUCACGGAAUGUGGUUUCUUGGAAUGCUUUGAUUACAGGAUAUGCACAAAAUGGGAAGGACCUAGAAGCCUUAUCCCUAUAUGAGAACAUGCUACAAGAAGACAUAAAGCCAAAUAAUGUUACUUUCGUAGGUGUUUUAUCUGCUUGUGUCCAUGCUAAUUUGAUUGAAGAAGGACAGAAGUAUUUCGAUUCAAUAAGUGAACGAAGUGGUACGGCUCCCACUAUGGAUCAUUAUGCAUGUAUGGUGUGUCUCUUUGGCCAAUCAGGUUGCAUAAACAAAGCAGUAUGUCUUAUUGAAACUAUGCCUUAUGAACCGAAUAGCUUGAUUUGGUCGACUCUUCUAUCUGUUUGCGCAGUGAAAGGUGACAUUGAACAUGCCAAGAUAGCAGCUAAGCAUCUCUUUAAAUUUGAGCCACUCGGUGCUGGACCAUACAUCAUACUCUCCAACAUGUAUGCUACUUCUGGAAGAUGGGAAGACGUGGCGCGUAUAAGGUCUCUCAUGAAGGACAAGCAUGUCAAGAAGUUUCCUGCUUACAGUUGGAUUGAGAUUGAAAACAAUGUUCACAAAUUUUCAUCAGAAGACCGAACUCAUCCAGAAACACAACAAAUUUAUGAGGAACUAAACAAACUGAUAAGGAAACUGCAGGAAUCUGGGUUUACUCCCAACACGAAACUGGUUCUUCAUAACGCUGGGGAGGAGGAGAAGUUUGAGUCCAUCUGUUAUCACAGCGAGAAACUUGCUCUUGCAUUUGGUUUAAUCAAAAAACCUAAUGCAAGGAUACCCAUAAGGAUCAUAAAGAACAUCCGUGUUUGCGGAGAUUGCCAUGAGUUUAUGAAGCUUGUGUCUCAAGCUACUGGAAGGGCUAUCAUCUUAAGAGAUUCAAAAAGGUUUCACCAUUUUAAUGAUGGGAAUUGCUCCUGCAAGAACUGCUGGUGAAAACCAACAUUUGAAGUGAAGGAUUCAGUUUGGAUAUCCCAUUUGGUAGGCCCUGCACUGAAGCCUAUAGGACCAGAUCCAUCUAAGCCCAAUCCAUAGAAAAGAAAAAUGUCCCAACUUUACUAGCCCCAAAAGAAGAGUGCACAAGAGCCCAUCAACCUACUGGUAGCCCUAAGAGGAAAGCCCUGCAGGAGGCUUAGGCGUCCGCAAGAGGAGAGAAACUUGCCCAUCAAAGUUGUGAAGGUAUCUGAAACCGAUAAAACAAUGUCAUGUAAGAUGUUUAUCGCUGGUGAUAAUAAGGAAAUAAAAGUUGCCAACCAUUCUAAUUUUCA
Molecule: messenger RNA, 2520 nt
Organism: Pyrus x bretschneideri (Chinese white pear)
Lineage: Eukaryota; Viridiplantae; Streptophyta; Magnoliopsida; Rosales; Rosaceae
Product: pentatricopeptide repeat-containing protein At2g22070-like
Exons: 1
Coding region: 101-2188 (695 amino acids)
Biological process (GO): RNA modification
Molecular function (GO): protein binding; RNA binding; zinc ion binding
Source: RefSeq, a predicted model, not a curated record